AUGACAAGUCGUCUAUUGUCACUAUGGCUAUGCCGUUUAUGCCAACAAAAACUGUUUCAACGCACAUCCGCCACUUUCACUCCAUAUAAUGCUACGAUCCUUCUACCAUCUCUGUUAUUUAAGACCUCAAAACGCUCUAUAUCAAUAACAAAUAUUUGUUAUGGUUCAACUAAAGAAAAGAAAAAACGUGGACCAAUUAAUUAUGGCCCAAAAGGCAGACGCCCAGUUAUAGAUAUCUACCAUAAAAUGACUAUUAAAGCAUUAGCACAAGCUAUGGGAAUAGAGACUGAUCAUAUCUACGAUUGUCUUAUUUACAUCAAAGAUGGUGAUAAAUAUUCAGCCGAUGAUCAAGAAAUAACUGAUUUUAACGUCAUUGUGGAAGUUGUGAACUUAUGUGGAGGGAAACAACGACUUGUACCAAACCCAUUUCCAAAAAAAGAUCUAAAAAGAGAGGCAAUCAAACCAGCAGAAUUUGUUAGAACGUAUGUAUAUUUUCUUUCGAUAUCAGCGAAAUAGUUACUCUGUUUUAUCAUUGAAAAGUGACACUGACGAGGGAACGUUCCCAAGUGUCCAAUCGCUUUUUAAUCGAAAUCUAGUGGGUUAUAGGUUAUCGAUCAUGCUGAUUCCGAAUAUGAAUAUGGGAGUUCCCUUUAGCCCUUCGAAGAUCCGGUCUUC
Didymodactylos carnosus is the source of this 675-nucleotide messenger RNA. Lineage: Eukaryota; Metazoa; Rotifera; Eurotatoria; Philodinida; Philodinidae. The record is from the annotation of a GenBank genome assembly.